Molecule: messenger RNA, 1737 nt
Organism: Zygosaccharomyces rouxii
Lineage: Eukaryota; Fungi; Ascomycota; Saccharomycetes; Saccharomycetales; Saccharomycetaceae
Exons: 1
Coding region: 1-1737 (578 amino acids)
Biological process (GO): transmembrane transport
Cellular component (GO): membrane
Molecular function (GO): myo-inositol:proton symporter activity
Source: RefSeq, a predicted model, not a curated record
AUGGUAAGUGAAGAGAAGGUCCAGAAGAAAGGUACUGGUGAAAUUAAAGUCCUUGAAAGCAACAGUAGUAUUUUCUCAGACUCUAGUGAACAAGUACAAGAAGUUUUCAAGACCGAUGUGCCUGAGGAUCAAGUUUUAGCCGAAGUCGAAGAAAUAAUCGUGGAGAAUGGACUUGAAGAAUAUGAAGAAUUGUUGACUAGAGGAGCUCUUUUAGCCAACAAACCUGGAUUAUUGCAAAACGAAGGUUAUACUGAUGCGGAAAGAAGAGCAAUCUCUAGAGAGACAACUCAUCCAAUUCUUUCUCUGUCACGAGUCAUGAUAAUGGCGGCUAUUUGUACUUCCUGCGCAGCAUUGAAUUUCGGUAUGGACGAAAGUGCUAUUGGGGGAGCUGUUAUGGGAUUUACUCAACAAUUUAAGAUUACAAACAUCAAUAUUCAAGGUUUAACAGUGGCUUCACCUUAUUUAACUGCUGCUAUCUUUGGUUCUCCCUUAGCAGUUCUUUUCAACAAAUAUUUUGGUAGAAAAUGGGUCGUAUUUGUAAGUUGCUUAUUCGGAGUUGCUGGAUCUUUGAUUCAAGCAUUUGCCAACCAUCUUGGUGUCCUUCUAUUUGCUCGCUUACUAUUGGGAGUUGGCAUGGGCCUUAAUUCUGCCGUUGUUCCAAUCUAUACUGCUGAAUGUUCACCCGCUGUUUCAAGAGGAGCUAUUCUGAUGUUAUGGCAAAUGUUUAUUGCGUUGGGUGUUUGUUUGGGAUCUGUAUUCAAUAGAGCUUUCAUAAAAAUUCCGGGUUCUGCAUCUUGGAGAUUGAUGAUUGGUUCUUCUGUAGUUCCACCAUUGGUCACCGGUAUUCUCAUAUAUUUUCCACCAGAAUCACCUCGUUGGCUAUUAAUUCACGAUAAACCUCGAGAAUCGCUAUUAGCUCUGCUGAAAUUAAGAUCCACUCCAGUAUCUGGCGCCAAGGAUUUCUACGUUCUUUACGAAUCGCUAAAGUAUGAACGCAAGUUAGACACUCGUCUCUCAGCAUGGCAACAGUUUCUCUCAAUCUUUACGGAUAAAAGAAAUAGAUUUGCACUUAUUGUUUCAUUCAUUGGCGUCUUAGGUCAACAAUAUGGUGGUGUUAAUAUUCUCGUUUCAUAUACAGCUACCAUUUUGACAAAAUCUGGUGUAAAUCCACUCGAUUCCAUUGCUGGUUCUAUUGGUAUCGGGGGUGGAUGUUUCCUGUCCACUUUUCUAAGUGCUCAAUUGAUUGAUAGAUUUGGAAGAAGAACUAUGCUUUUAGUUACUCUACCGGUGGAAGGCGCAUGUUUAUUCUGGUUAGGCGGUGCCCUAAACAUAUCUGAAAAUAAUGCUCGCCUAGCUGUCGCAUUGACCGCAAUGUACGUUUAUGUUUUGUUUUAUGGGACCGGUAUUGGACCCAUUAGUUUUACACUCGUCGCAGAGACGCCUUCCAUCUCAGUGAGAGAAGCUCAUAGUGCAUUUUGUAUGGCUCUCAAUUGGAUACUGGAUUUUGUUGUGAGUAUGUCAUGGCCAAAGAUGGAUUCUACCAUGUCAGAUUCUGGUGGAUUCUACUUCUACGCUGCUUUCAAUCUAUUAUUGUGGGUAGCCACUUUCUUUUGUAUCCCAGAGACUAAAAGAUACACAUUAGAGCAACUAGAUGAAGUCUUCAAAUUAGGAGUUGGCCAAUUUUUUAGGAAAAAAAUUACUUGUUUGCCUCGUAGUUUGAAGCAUUGGAGAGAGUAG